Molecule: messenger RNA, 15285 nt
Organism: Pyricularia grisea
Lineage: Eukaryota; Fungi; Ascomycota; Sordariomycetes; Magnaporthales; Pyriculariaceae
Exons: 3
Coding region: 1-15111 (5036 amino acids)
Biological process (GO): amino acid activation for nonribosomal peptide biosynthetic process; secondary metabolite biosynthetic process
Cellular component (GO): cytoplasm
Molecular function (GO): phosphopantetheine binding; catalytic activity
Source: RefSeq, a predicted model, not a curated record
AUGGAUGUACCGAGCGAGGAUAGCCAUUUGGCUAGCAAAGAACCAAGUCUAUCCAUUCUGAAUCUUGCACCAAAAAGGCUACCAGGGCCUUCCCUGUUGCACAACUUGAUAUCGGCGGUAGCACGCCUCGAUGGUGCCUCCGCAAUACAUCAUUUCGCGGGCGCACAAGGGGUUACACACUUAUCGUACGAAAGUCUUCACCAAAAGUCAGACGUGCUUGCAGCCCGCAUAACCGCCGCAGUGGCCGGCGAUGCACUAGCAAUCAAACAGCUCAUUGUCCCAGUCUUGCUACCGCAGAGCCCCGAGCUCUAUGUUGCCCUGCUAGCUAUCCUGAAAGCCGGCGGAGCGUUCUGCCCUCUUAACCUGGACGCCCCGCCAGAAAGAGUUCGGUUUAUUUUGAAGGAUGUAUCUGCUCGAGUUGUCAUAACAUCACAAUCCCUUACAGAGACCUUCUCGGAGGAGCAAAAUGAUGUCAAAGUCAUCGAACUCAGUCCAGAUUGGGCUGACUCCCCUUUGGAGGAUGGCUGCGCCCACAGCGACUCCUUUGCACAUCGAGUCGCCACUCCCUCAGACCUGGCCUACGUUAUGUACACAUCCGGGUCCACUGGAACACCCAAAGGCGUCGGCGUCUCGCACGCUGCCGCGACCCAGAGCCUACUUGCUCAUGAUGAACACAUUCCACAAUUUCGCCGCUUCUUGCAGUUUGCAGCCCCGACUUUUGACGUGUCCGUCUUUGAAAUUUUCUUCCCGCUAUUCCGAGGAGUCACGCUAGUCAGCUGCGACAGACGCCUUAUGCUCGACGAUCUACCUGCCGUCUUGCGCCAGAUGGAAGUAGAUGCCUGCGAGCUCACACCGACGGUCGCGGGGAGUUUACUGAGAAAGAGGGAGAACGCACCGGGUCUCAAACUCCUUCUCACCAUUGGUGAAAUGUUGACCGGCCCAGUGGUGCAGGAGUUUGGGGGUAGCGGAGAGGGGCAGCAGGAUAGCAUUCUUUGGGCCAUGUAUGGACCAACGGAAGCGAGCAUACACUGCACUCUUCAACCAGCAGUCAAGACCGACAUGUCCGUGAACUGUAUCGGGUUCCCACUUUCCACGGUUUCCGCCUAUAUUGUUGCCAUACAAACAGAAGGUUCCGAGUCAAACCAGCCUCCUGAUGGUACCACCAAAGACCCAACUGUUCUUCCAGUGGGGGAGAUUGGUGAACUGGUUGUAGGCGGAUAUCAGCUGGCUGAAGGCUAUCUCAACCGUCCCGAACAGACCGCGUCUGCCUUCAUCGAUUCAAGAGAAUACGGGAGGCUCUAUCGUACAGGUGACAAAGCCCGUCUUCGCGCCGAUGGACUCCUCGAGUGCCUCGGUCGUAUCUCGGAUGGCCAGGUCAAGCUCCGUGGGCAGCGUAUGGAGCUUGGUGAAGUCGAGGCUGCCAUCCUUCGUGUGGAAGGCUGUCAUGGCGCAGUUGCAGCUGUCGUCAAUGGUACCAUUCUCGUCGCAUUCUGCCUUGUCGAUCCAGCUCAGGGGAAGGAUCAUAUUUCCACCGAGUCAAAAAUCACCAAAGCAUGCGAGGAUUGGCUGCCCAAGUUUAUGGUUCCCAAUGAAGUCUUGGUGCUAGACGAAUUUCCCCGGCUUCCCUCGGGCAAGGUAGAUCGCAAGGGCAUGGUGGCCGCUUACGAACAACAUAGGAAGGAAGCACAAGUUGUUGCAAGUGCCCCUGACUACCAAAGCUCUGUAGAGCAAAGGCUUUGCCAACUGGCAGAAGAAAGCCUUGGAGUCGCUGUCGGGCCUUCCAUUCGCCUGUCGUCGGCUGGUUUGGACUCCCUUGUUUCUAUAAAGCUCGCAUCAAAGAUUAGACAGUCGGGUUUCCACGUCAAAACUCUUGAUGUACUGCAGUCAAGGUCAAUCAGACACUUGGCGCAACUUGUCAGCGAGCUCCCAGGCGACAAGCAGGGAAUGGGAGCUGUUGAAUAUUGGCCGAUUGAGAGCGAGAUCGAAAUAUCCCACCCACCAUCAGACAUCCCCUGGCUUAUCCAGCAUGGCGCUAGCCAGAUUCAAGAAGUCAUUUGCUGUACACCCAUACAGGAAUCCAUGCUUGCAGAGACAGCAAGAAAUCCUGAUGCCUACUGCAACUGGGUCGAGUUGGAAGUUUCUGGACCAUACAGCACCCAGGAUGUGGUGCAAGCAGUUCAAAGGCUGGUGCAAGCCAAUGAGAUACUUCGAACAGGAUUUUCCCAAUCCGCAAAGGGUCAAUUCUUACAGAUUAUAUGGCAAAGGCUGGUUUGUUCCAGUGAAGGCGCGGAUGAGACAACACUGACAAUACCCUCUGGAGAAGACCUGCCAUCUUCCAUCAUCUACAUAAUACGGCAACAAGUCAGUUCCGUCCAGCUCACCAUCAGAUUACAUCAUGCUUUGUAUGAUGGGUGGUCUAUGGACAUAUUCGUCCGUGAUCUCAACCUUUCUCUCCAGGGAAAUUAUCUGCAACCGCCCCGUCAAUACAGCUCCAUCGUCAAAUACUAUAACUCACCGUCUUACAACACCGCAAAGGAUAACGCUAGGCAAUUUUGGGCAGGGAACCUCUUGGGGUAUCAACCGAGCACAUUUCCUCUUCUCGUUACAUCUCGAAAUUCUGGCCCAUCCAGGACGAGGUCAGAGACUUUCACGAUAGAUGUUGAUCCCGAUCGGCUCAAGGACCUGGCUAAAGACCUUGAAAUAGGCAGCCAGAUCAUUUUUGAGGCCUGCAUAAUCUGGAUUUGGAGCUUGAUCAUCGGCAGCAGCGAUGUAGUGAUAGGAACAGUAACCUCGGGCCGGACUCUGCCAAUCCCUGGAGUUGAAGACAUCAUGGGCCCCUGUUUGGCCUCAGUCCCGACAAGGACGAAACUCUCCGACGUUCGCACCGUCAAGGAGCUCUUGGGCUACCUCCAAGCCACCAACCGCGCAAUGCUCCCCCACUCAAUAUUGCCGCUUGCGGAAAUCAGGAAGGCUGCAGGGUUGUUGCCAUCUCAAUCUCUGUACGAUUUGCUGUUUGUUUAUCAGGAGUCACUCCUCAGCACGUCAAACAGUAGCGCGACUUCAAGCGUCAGACAGGUCGCACAUCAAGAUUAUUUGGAGACCAAGCUACUCUUUGAGGUUGAGCCGCGGUCUUCUGACUUUUUGCUCCGAGCUACCUAUCACACGAAUGCAGUUCCGGAUGACUACAUUCCUCUUCUUGCGGAGCAAGCUCGCUCUGUGAUCCACUACAUGGUCGAAAAUCCGGCCGCAUCGUUGGAAUGUCUACGCGAUGCUUUACCUUGUGCGAUGGUCUCAAAGCACAACAUCCGCCCGUCAUUAUACCAAGGAUGUGCUGAUCUGGCUCGCAUGGUUGAGGCGACGGCAACGAACUUCCCCGACACGCCUGCAAUUUGCUUCGCCGACAUGAUACCUGCCGCUGGUGAUAGUCAGGUCCAAACAGUGACCUAUCAAGAGCUCAACAGACAAGGAAACAGAAUUGCCCACCGACUUCUUGCUUCAAACAUCAUGCCUGGAAUGACAGUUGCAAUCAUUAUGGAGAAGUCAAUCUCGCUAUAUGCAGGCAUACUUGGCAUCCUGAAGGCUGGGUGUGCAUACCUGCCCCUUCUCCCAUCUACCCCGUUACAACGUAUCGAAACCAUUCUAGGUCACUCAGAGGCAACCGCCUGUCUUUGCGAUGCCUCUUCUAUCCACACCUUACGAAGAACACAGACACUUUGCAACUUGCUCGACGUAUCAAAUGAAGAAGAUCUGGUGCAAUUCCCAAACACCAAUCCAGAUGUCACCCCUGAUGGUUCUCGUGUGGCAAACAUCAUAUACACGUCAGGAAGUACAGGUACACCAAAGGGUGUUUGCGUAACCCAACUCAACAUUAUCAGCAAUCUCGAUGUUCUAUCGCGGCUUUAUCCUCUCAGCGAGGGGGAUGACAAGCCAGGGAGACUCUUGCAGUCCUGCUCUCAGGCAUUUGACGUCUCAGUAUUUGAGAUCUUUUAUGCCUGGAAGAUGGCGAUGUGCUUGUGCUCUGCAGUAAACGACACCCUGUUUGCUGACCUCGAAAAUGCCAUCCGGAAGCUCAGAAUCACACAUUUAAGCAUGACACCCACAGUUGCUGCUCUUGUAGACCCCAAAAAUGUCCCCGGAGUGGAGUUUUUGGUCACCUCGGGUGAGCCCAUGACGGACGCCGUGGCUUCCAAGUGGGCUGACAUUCUCUACCAAGGUUAUGGCCCAUCCGAGACAACAAACAUCUGCACAGUCAAGAAGAUGAAAAGUGGCGACGUAAUACAGCAUCUUGGUUUUGCCUUCGAGAACACAUCAUCUUUCGUCGUGUAUAGAGAAAGUCGCAACGGGGUUGUUGAACUGGUUCCUUUUGGCUGUGUCGGAGAGCUUUGUUUUGGCGGUGACCAAGUUGUACAAGGCUACCUAGGAAUGCCAGAGCUGACCAGGGAGAAAUUUGUCGACCACCCCGAGUAUGGUCGACUGUACAGAUCCGGAGACCUGGGCCGCAUGCUGCCCGAUGGAUCUCUCGUGAUCAGUGGCCGUGUUGACGACCAAAUCAAGCUUCGUGGGCAAAGGAUCGAGCUGAAAGAAAUCGAUUCUGUCACGCGAGAGUAUGAAGCUGUCAAUGCCGCUGUCACCAUUGUUGUUCGGCGGGGUACAGAAAAGGCCGAUCAGCUGGCGACAUUUUAUGUACCCUCAUCAAAAGCCGAAGCAUCAAAACAUGCAGUGUCAUACCAAGUGCUUGAUGAUGCCCAGAGCGCACAGACUCCUCCCGAGAACCAAGCUCUUUUCCAUCUUUUGAGCUCUCGUUUACCCACAUACAUGAUUCCAAAUUACCUAAUCUCCAUCUCCAUCAUACCAACAACCCCGUCUGGCAAGGUCGACAAAGAAAAACUGCGAGAGACUUUCACACAGUUCGAGCAAGAGACACUAGGUCGACUGAGUGCGAUGGGUGAUGCAACAGAAGAGGUAGAGGAGCAGUGGUCGGAGCUUGAAACAGCUAUCUCUCGGAUACUGGCCACUACUCUUGAAAUCGAGCAAAUGGCUAUUCGUCGUUGGACGCCGUUUCCAAGCCUGGGCCUGGAUUCCAUCUCGGCAAUACCUGUGGCAAAACAGUUGCGAGAACUAGUGGGUGCCCCAGUACCUGUCUCGCAGGUUCUCAAAAGCUCAUGUGUCGCCCGGCUCGGGCUGAUCCUGGAAGCCGCCCCUAUGCAGCCAGCUUCGACCAAGAAUGGAAGUGAAACCCAAUUCUUUGACAAAGAACUGCUUGGAAGCAUUGAGCAAAACUUCAAGAGUCAUCAAGACAGCAAUGCUGGCCACCGUGCUGAAAUAGAUGUCAUACUCCCAUGUACACCUCUGCAGCAGGGCAUGCUUGCAGCCUCGCAGACAGCAACAGCAAACUCCGGGUCAUCGUAUGUGAACCAAAUGGUAUUCAGGCUAGCGGUAGACCCGGAGACAAUGCGGUCUGCGUGGGAAACCAUGGUAGAGCGGCAUUCUAUCCUGCGCACCUGCUUUCUUACCACCAGUUCCUCAAGAUAUGCAAUGGCGCAAAUUAUCCUUAAGAACUGGAAACCUCAGUGGCACAUGUUCAACGAUGGGGCGAGCCUCGAUAAUUGCCUCAAAGCUAUGGCAGAUGGUCUGUCGCAGCCCCUGGAUUCUUUUGAGCCCCCGGUUUCGCUUGGCCUGGCUAAUGAUGACGGGACUAAUACUUUGAUCUUUACCUGUCACCACGCACUUUAUGAUGGAAGUGCUAUGACCACUCUCCUCGAUGAGGUUGAACAGUUUAUUCAAGCUGGAUCUUUGCCACCUUCGACAACUUCUUAUGAACCUUUCUUGCGGGAAAUCCUGUCUCUUCCGGACUCCGCAGACAGCUUUUGGAAACGACAGUUCUCCAAUUUCAUCCCCAAGACAUUGCCAACGAGCGUCAAGGGCAUAGAGUCCCAUGGCUCUGUGUCACAAGUUAUGGAGACCUCCUUGGAAAUGAUAAAUACUAGACUCAAGGAGCUCGGACUGUCCCUCCUGGCUCUUUGUCAAGCAUCAUGGGCAACGGCUCUUAGCAUCAUUUUGGAUGAACCAGAUGUUUGUUUUGGGAACGUCAUUAGCGGAAGAUCCGUACCAAUCGAUGGCAUAGAAAAGCUCAUCGCCCCGUGCUUCAAUACAAUUCCCGUUAGGGCGGACCUCUCUGGCCUGAGGCGAAAUAUCGACCUAGUCAAGGUUCUCCAGGAUUAUGGCGUCGAAGCCUUGCAGUACCAAUUCACACCUCUUCGCCGGAUUCAGUCGCUGAUUUCCUGCUCCAACGGUGCAACUCGUUUGUUUGAUAGCAUCAUGUUACUGCAACAGCCUUCCCGGCAGCUGAAUGGAAAGAUCUGGUCGCUCGAGCGCGACGAGGGUAGCAUGGACGUGCCUUUGGUAUGCGAAGCUAUUCCUGAGCCUCAGGAGAACAGCCUCGUUUUGAAGAUUCACUACGAUGGUGUCACCGCAUCGUCACCAAUGGCAUCCUUUCUUGUGCAGUUAUUCUCCCAUAUAUUCUGCGAGGCUCUCUCAUAUCCUUCGGCGGCUCCUUUGACGCAGGAUGCACUUCCUGAUGGCUUCAGACAACAACUUGAGGCUUUGGAGUUAGACCUUUCUAGUUCAACGUCUACUAUCGACAACGAUUGGACUCAGAUGCCAAUAGUUGCAGAGAGUUCGUUGAUUUCCGAGACAGAAUCAUGCAUUCGCUCUAUACUAGCAAAACUCGCGAAAGUGCCCGAAUCGGCAAUUCUGUCGAAUACCACUAUAUUCCAGUUAGGGCUAGACAGUAUCAGCGCUGUCCAGAUUGCCUCUGCUUUGCGGCAAGAGAAUUUUCAAGUCUCGUCGAUAGACGUCAUGGAGCAUCCUACAUACUCCGGUCUGUCUCGAUUUCUCGACAAGAACAAGAAAAGAGUUUCUCGAAGCACAAGCCCUUUGUAUGACCUCAACAGCUUCCAGAAUGAGUGCGCGAAGUACAUUACAGACAACAGCCAAUACCGUCAUACCGUUGAGGCAAUACUCCCGUGUACGCCUUUGCAACAAGCUAUGCUGAGCGAGUUCAUCAACUCUGAUGGCAACAACUAUCUCAACUUUCUGCAUCUCCGUCUCGGCAACAACAACACAUCUGCAGAUGAUCUGCUGAGAGCAUGGAAGAAUUGCUCAGACAGUUUCGAGAUGCUGCGGACAGGCUUCAUUCCAAUCGACCACAAAGACGCUUCAUUUGCCAUGAUCAGAUACCGGGAAUGGGCUAGCAAAGUGACCAGUGUUCCCAGAGAAGCUAUUGCAAAUUUCUCUGUUGAUAAGUGGCGCUCAGAGGUGAAAAGCACGGUAUAUAACAACCUUGACCGGCCUCCGUGGGAAGCAGUUACUUUAGAUGGAGAGGCAUGCGUAGAAGUUCACCUCGCCAUCCACCAUGUCCUUUACGACGCGCAAUCUCUCAAGACUAUCCUGGAUUCUUUGGCUUCAUCAGCUACCCACAAGCAACCAGUGGCUCGGAAUGCUACAGUUGAUGUUGCAGUCCAGGAGAUUAUUUCCCAGUCCACAGUUGGCCAAGAGGAUGCACAAACCUACUGGCGCAGCUUGGCCUCCGAGACGGUGAUCAAUCGAUUCCCAGUCAUGACGCCCCUGCGCGUAGAACAGCGGUCUAUCUGUGUGGAGUCGCAUUUGAGCAGCACAAAAGUUUCUCUCCUGGAAAACUCGCUCAAAAAAGAGGGCAUCACCAUGCAGGCUGCGAUACAGGGAGCGUGGACCAGGAUUCUCAGCUCCUAUCUCGGAGAGUCCUCCAUGGUGUUUGGGACUGUUCUUUCUGGCCGUAAUUCUGGCGCUACCAGAUCGGCUGCUUUCCCUUGCAUCACCACUCUUCCAGUAAUUGCAGAAAACAAGAGCCUAAACAGGAGUUUGCUCGAGAGUUUGAUGGAUAGAAACAAGAACCUACAUCGUCAUCAACACGUACCAAUGACGCAUAUUCAAAACUGGCUGGGACUUCCGGAAACAAGACUAUUUGAUACACUUGUGGUCUAUCAAAAGCUACAAGAUGAGACAGGACAAGAUCCAUCGAACAUUUGGGAGGUCCUCGAAGACAAAGCUACAGUCGAUUAUCCGCUCUCGUUGGAAGUUGAGUCCCGUGGCGAUUACCUGCACUACCAGCUGACGUAUUUCAAUGAUGUUUUACCCCAAGAACAGUCUGCGUUACUCGUCAGGCAAUUUGACGCGGUUCUGACACAUUUGGCCCUUGAACCUGAGGGCUGCGAGGAUGACCUAUGGACGAAAAGCUCCUCUUUGUUUUCCAUUACGCCAGCUGCCGAGCCAGAACUGGCCUCAGAUGUCAAGUUUCUUCAUCAAUUUGUGGAGGAGGCGGCCCAGCGUUACCCUCAUAAGGCAGCCCUGGAAUUUGUGUCUGCGCUUGACGGCUGCGGUCCUGUAUCACGUACAUGGAACUUUGCAGAACUUGACCAAAACGGUAACCGAGUCGCCCACAUUCUCGCUCCAUACACCAAGGUCGGUGGCAUUGUUGCCAUACUUUUUGAUAAGUGCCCUGAGGCAUAUUUUGCGAUUCUUGGGAUACUCAAGUCGGGCUGUUCCUUUGUUGCGUUGGAUCCAGCAGCACCUGCUGCGAGGAGACAGUUCAUAAUUGAGGACUCUGGGGCCUCGGCUCUCAUGACCGACGUAGACCGGGCUUCAAAUUUGGACAUUAACGUCUCGGUCCCGGUACUAGGGCUGGAUGAGGACUUUAUUCUUUCGUCGCCAUUCACCCCUUUGACAGGCCGACAGGCUGAGCUAAGCCCCCAAGACAGGAGCUACUGUCUCUAUACGUCUGGCACCACCGGAACACCAAAAGGCUGCGAGAUUACGCAUGAGAAUGCCGUACAAGCUAUGCUCGCCUUCCAAGACCUGUUCUCUGGCCACUGGAACGAAGACUCCAAGUGGCUGCAAUUCGCUUCGUUCCAUUUUGACGUCUCUGUUCUGGAGCAGUAUUGGAGCUGGAGUGUUGGUAUCGCCCUUGUGGCUGCACCCAAAGAUCUCAUCCUGGAAGAUCUGAUCACCACCAUCUCGAGUCUGCAAAUCACCCACAUAGAUCUGACGCCUAGCCUGGCGCGCCUGGUCCACCCGGACGAUGUUCCAUCGCUCUGUAAGGGGGUGUUUAUCACCGGUGGUGAGCAGCUGAAGCAAGAAAUUCUCGACGCCUGGGGUGACCAAGGCGUCAUUUACAACGCUUAUGGCCCGACAGAGGCAACUAUAGGCGUCACAAUGUACCAACGUGUGCCCCGCAACGGCCGCGCAUCCAAUAUAGGCAAGCAGUUCCUCAAUGUCGGAUCGUACGUGUUUAAGCCCGGCACCGAGGUUCCCACGUUGAGAGGAGGCGUGGGUGAGCUUUGCGUAUCCGGGAAGCUGGUUGGCAAAGGGUACUUGAACCGCGAAGACCUCACAACAGAAAGGUUUCCGACUCUUGAAUACUUCGGCGAGAGGGUUUAUAGGACGGGAGACCUCGUCAGGAUUCUCCACGAUGGCUGCUUCGACUUUCUCGGGCGUGCGGAUGACCAGGUGAAGCUCCGUGGACAACGUCUUGAAAUUGGCGAAAUCAACCAUGCGAUCAAGAGCGGCAUAUCGCAGGUUCAGGAUGUGGCUACGCUGGUUAUUCGCGAUGAGAACAAACAAAAGGACUUUUUGGUAUCUUUUGUAGUUGUGGAUGACGAGAGGGAUGGUCCCGAAUGGCAGGGUCAGACUCUACAACCAGUGUUCUCGCCUGACGCCGCGACCCUGGCUCGUGAUGUGCAGGACGCCUGCCGAGCAAAACUCCCUGGGUACAUGGUACCUACCUACGUCCUGAAGCUUCCCUUCAUGCCACUGUCAUCCAACAACAAGGCAGAGGUGAAGCUGCUUAGAUCAUUGUUUUCUCGUUUGACCCAGGACCAGCUAGUCGCGGCGUCUUCGGCGGGCGCCCGUACCGCUGCAGAUUUAAACGGUGAAAUUGCCCGAAUUUUGAUUGGCACCCUCCGGAACAUGCAAAUCCUCAGCUCCGGACAGGAACCCACAGCAGAUAUCAGCAUCUUCGAGCUUGGUAUAGAUUCCAUCUCAGUCCUGCGCUUGUCCAGGGCCCUGAAGCGUGGGGGUCUAGCUCAAGCCACUCCUGCUCUGAUCCUGAAGAACCCUGUCCUGGGCGACCUUGUUCGAGCUCUCCAGUCCGAAGUGACUGCCAAUGACACUGGUGCAGUUCUCGAAGCCAGACAACUCGUCGAGGCUUGCCAGCACCUCCAUCGGUCGCGUGCCUGUCGGGCCCUGGGCGUUUCUUCGGAGCACAUUGAGUACAUUGCCCCCUGCUCGGCACUACAACAUGGCAUGGCAAUUCGGUGCAAGACAGAGGAGCACAGAAGCACGUACUUUAAUGUUUUUACUUUUGAGCUCCGGCCGGGUGUUGACAUUGCACGGCUCAAGUCCUCCUGGCAAAUUAUCGUCGACUCGUUUGCGAUUCUGAGGAGCAAGUUCCUCGUCUCUUCGGAAGGGUUUGUCCAAGUGGCCCUGAAAGAGAUGCAGCUUCCAUGGACUGAACUUGAAACAAGCACUGAUGGCCUAGAGGGUCAAUUGCUUGAAAUGUACGACCAGUGGGUUGAGCGAAACUCACAAAACAUCACGUCGCCGCUCGAGCUCCUUCUUAUCAAAACCGAGGGCAAGAAUAUCCUCAGACUACAGAUCUUCCAUGGACUCUAUGACGCCAAUAGUCUCGGCAUGAUGAUUGCCAAAGUGGCGGCUCUUUAUUUUGGCACAGAGGACAUCGAGUCUCGGACCACCUUCAUCGAUGCCCUCAUCCACGGCCCUCUGAGGAAUUUUAACCACACCAAAAGCUUCUGGGAACAUCACCUGAGCGGCGUUGCACUGCAAAGCCUUCCUCAACUCUCUGAGCGACCUACAUCUCAUGAUAUUGGGCUUUCUCGGACCCUCAGUUUUGCUUCCCUGGAGCCUGUCCGGCAAAGGCUAAACGUCACACAUUCUGCAGUUAUCCAGGCUCUCUGGCUCUCGGUUCUGCAAUCUCGCUACGCCAAACCCUUGACCCUGGGUGUCAUUGUAUUCGGGCGUGCCAUCGACGUUGAGAACGCUGAGCACGUCGUCGGGCCCUUGUUCAACACUCUGCCCUUCCACUCGGGGACUUCUACCAGCGGGAGCGAGACGUGGGCCUCGCUUGUGCGGACCUGCCACUCAUUCAACACGGCCACGCUCCCGUUCCAGCACGUCCCGCUCCGCGAUAUCCAGAAAUGGUGCUCAGGGGGCAGGCCGCUCUUCGAUACUCUCUUUUCCUGCCAGAGAGAGCCGCUUUCUUCUGUUUCGGCGGCCGAACAGCUCUGGACUGAGGUCUCUGCAUCCUCGGCUCUCGUCAGUUCAGACUAUCCACUUGCGUUCGAGGCCACCCUUGCCCAUGAUGACCGUCUCGAGCUCCUUCUGGUCGCACAGAAGGGAUUCGCAGAUGAGGAUGUCCUCUCGACCAUGCUAGACGAAUUCGAACAAUCCAUGGCCAUGAUUGCCGGGAACAUGGACAGUGUGAUUGGGUCACUUGACGGUGGUCUUGCUCCCGAAAGACCCAGCCAUGAGAUAGGGGAUGGACAGGCCACUUUGAACCAGUUCGAGGUUGAAAAGACGAGUUUUGCGUGGUCAGACGAGGCGUCUCUUAUUAGAAAUGAGAUUGCAGCUCUUGCAGGCGUGUCGCCUGAAGAGAUGAACGAAUCAACCAGCCUACUGGAGCUUGGACUAGAUAGUAUAGACACAAUCAAGCUCUCGGCACGACUGAAGAAGAGUGGAAUUAUUCUCACCAACAGCCAACUCGUCAAGGGCCAAACGAUUGCACGGUUCACGGACAUUCUCGGCCAGGUCAACAAGACAAACAACACAGUCAUGAGCAACAGUGCCGGCGACAACGCAGCUUCGAGGGUUUCAAGCCUGACAGAAGCGCUUAGGAAGCACAUAACAUCCCACAUCCAGAAUCUGGACUUGGAUCAAGUGCAAGCCGUGCUGCCGCCGACCCCGCUGCAGGAUGCCAUGGCUGCUGACAUGUUCCAGUCGGGCAUGCGGCGCUACUUCAAUCAUGAUGUCCUCGAGCUCCCUCCAAAUGUGGACAUGGAGAGGCUUGGGUCCGCAUGGCAAUCUGUCGUCGAUCAUUCCCCUAUCCUGCGUACCACUUUUGUCGAGGUGGAAAGUCCCGAGUUCGACUUUGCCUAUUGCCAGGUUGUGCAUGGGAAAAUUCAGCUGAGCUGGAGCCAGCAAGAGGUGGCUGCGCAGGAAGAGUUUCGUCAGAUCAUCGAAAGCAUCCGCCGCCAUGCUGAAGAUACGGGAGGCUCAGAUGGUCUGUUCAAAGUGACACCUGUGUGCCUUGGAAAGCAGAGAUUUGUCAUUUUGUCCAUUGCCCAUGCUCUCUACGAUGGAUGGUCACUUGAAUUGCUGUUGCAAGAUGUUCAGGACGCAUAUAAUGGUCACUAUUCGCCUCGGCCCGCUUAUCUAGACUAUCUUGGACACAUCCUCGAGUCUGCCACGGAAGAGUCCAAGGACUUUUGGAUCGACACACUUACAGGAGCCUACGCAACGACCAUCCAGCCUCGCAAGCUGCAAUUAGGAAGUAGGAAGGCCAGCGAUAACACCAAGCCGAGGGAAACUCCAAUUCACCGCGCCGAAUUGACAUCCACCAAACCCGCGUCGGAGCUCUCAGCGUUCUGCAGACGUCGCGCCGUCAGUCCGCAGGUCGUUGGACAAGUCUGCUGGGCUGCGGUCCUGAGUCGAAGAGUCCAGUCGCUGGAUUUAACAUUUGGUUGUGUUCUGUCCGGCCGCGAGACAGAGUCCGCCGAGACCCUGAUGUUCCCCACGAUGAACACGGUGGCCGUCCGCGCCGUCCUGCACGGCACGAUUGGUUCUCUACUCCGGUACUUUCAGGAGACCAUGGCCGGAGUGCUUCAGUAUCAGCACUUUCCACUACGCAAGGCACAACGUCUGGGCGGUAGUCGGAAUCCGGACGGAUUAUUCAAUACGCUUUUCGUCAUGCAAAAGCAACGGCGCAAUUCUACUUCCGAGCCUAGUGAUCUGCUCAUGACUUCAGUCGACGGCACUUCGGCAGUUGAGUACCCGGUCUGCAUCGAGAUGGAGAUUGUUGACGACUCGGUCAUCUGGCGCACAGCCUGCAGCGAUGAUUUUCUCGGGAAGCAGGAUACGGAACAAUUAUUGCGUGAGCUGGAUCAGGUACUUGCUUUCCUUGCCGAGUCCUCGCCGGACCUUUCAGUGCUUCGCUCAGCAACAUCACGCCCUGGGGUCGCCGGUAGUGAUAUCCUGGUGUGUGGACUUGAUCCCUUCAGGCUCAAGGCUCAAAACACAGCAUCUUCGACCACUGCCAUGUCUUCACAGACUGACGUGUCGACUCUUAUCGACGUGGAUUCAGACGAGGAGUGGACGGAUAUUGAACAAAAGUUGAGAACGGCGCUGGCAGAGGUGAGCGGUCUGCCGCAGGGUGCUGUCAAAAAGUCGUACAAUCUCUACAACAUCGGCCUCGACUCGAUCAGCGCCAUAAAAGUCUCUUCUCUGCUGCGAAAGGCGGGGAUCCAAAUACGCGUCAAGGAUCUACUCAGAGCUGAAAGCCUGGUUGAUAUGGCCAAGAUGACUGCCAGCUUGGAACAAGCCGUUCCCGAGUUGCCCAAAAAGACCAUGGCCAUUGGCCCCGCAGAACUUGGUGUCUAUGAGCCAUUGGUUCUUGAGGCCGGCUUGGCCAAGGAAAGCGUAGAGCGGAUCAUUCCUGCUACUGCGAUGCAGGCUCACAUGAUCUCCCUAUGGCAAAAGACGGACGGAGCUGUCUUCUUUCCCGAGUUUCAAUACCGAUUACCUGAAAGAUAUAAUGACUUCACACUCGGGAUACUUCAACAGGGGUGGAGAGACAUGGUCUGCGAGCUGACCAUCCUCAGGACCGUCUUUAUCGCCACUAAUAACAGGGACUUUCCAUUUAUUCAAGUAGUCUUACUUCCAAACGAGCCCUACCAACAGCAGACAUUAUCCUUGGGUGACGAGCCGGGCCAGAUCCAAAGCGAUGUGCUCUCCCUUCCAAUGGUUUACUUUGCUGCCAAACGGGAGUCGGAGGGUAGUGCAACCAGCCCCUGGAUAAUAACCAUCAAGCUUCACCAUGCUCUUUACGAUGCCUUCAGCCUUCAAAACAUAACCCGUCACUUUGGGGAGCUGCUUGCAAGAGGGAGCUCAGCACCUUUCUCCCCCGCUCCUGAUUACACCGGUAACUGGAACGCCAGAAUCACGUCAGAGGACUCCCAGGAACUCAGGAACAGCCGCAAAAGGUUUUGGGUUGAUUAUCUCCAAGGGGCAACCUCGACUACCUUUGCUGGUAUUCCGGCCGGCCUCGCCAGUCAGACCGCCAUUGAUGCCAAAGCAAGAAUCUCAAAAUUUGUGCCUGGCGCGGUCUCAACCAUUUCAGAUAUACAGUCAGAGUGUGCGAGCCGCGGUGUGAGCUUCCAAGCAUUGUUCAUAGCAGCCACCGCCGUGGUGAUAUCCGCCCCGAUCUCUGCAGAAGGCUCCUCUGCCAAUGACGUCGUCUUGGGGCUCUAUCUCGGCCACAGAGACGACCAGGACAGCCAUCAAUUGCCAUACCAUCCCACGCUGAGCCUGGUGCCGCUGAGAGUCCGCCGCGCGUCCGUCGGCCGCAACCUGUUCGACGUGGCCACCGAGGUGCAGCGGGACCUUUACAACAUAUCCGACGCUGGCAACGCCGCGGUCGGCCUCUGGGAGAUCCAAGACUGGACCGGGGUGCAGGUCGACUGCUUUGUCAACUUUCUCGGUUCGACUGUACUCGACGAGCAGGACGAGGACCGAAGCAACGUUCCGGAGCCAGUGGGAGAUGGCACCGCCCUGGCUAGUGUCGCACGGGCUACUAUGCACCCUCAAAACUACCAUUGGCUUCGGGAAAAUACUGUCAUUGACGCAUUCAAGGAUGCUGUCGAUAUUGAGGCUGCCUUUGACAACAAGAAUGGCCUUGACAUUGGUGUCUUUGGACCCGGAGGCAUGCUGAGAGAUGAAGAAGGGGCCACGCAUGUUAUCUUGCGUCUUGUAGAGGUUAUUGAUGCCCUGGCCAGACAUGAUUGAAUUGGCAGUUGGCCGGGUGUUCACUGGGAAUCUUGUAGCUUUGUUUCUUCGUCACAUAUUUUGGUUCUGUCACAUGGUUUCUGUGUAGUCAUCUAUUUUCGUUUUGUACUUUUUACAUAACAUCGGUUGAGCGUUGCUUGACAUAUCCUCAUCUCGCAUGGAAUACAUUAUCUC